This is a messenger RNA of Paramecium sonneborni, 376 nucleotides long. NCBI's taxonomy places the organism in Eukaryota, Ciliophora, Oligohymenophorea, Peniculida, Parameciidae. The record is from the annotation of a GenBank genome assembly.
AUGUUUGGACAAGAAACGCAAAUAUCAUCCUAUUCAAAAUAUCCAAUAUCACAUUAACAAUUUAGUCCAUCCAAAAUUCUAUUUUCAAGUGAGUUACAACUUAAACAAGAGUUUUCAAAAGAUGCAAAACAAUUUUAACAUUUUUUAUGACAUUAUACACAGGAUAAAUUAGAAAUCUCAAAAUAAUAACCGCUUAUACAAUCACACGUGUUACCAACUUUUUCAACAUUUGAUAUUGAAAUACAUUCAUUACAAUUCAUUUUAGAUGCUCCAAAACAUGUUUUACACAAUAUAUCACAAACUUAACAUUCUACAUUAAUAUUGUCAUCAUAAUAACCAUCAUAACAUAAACAUUAAUUGUAAAAUAGAUAUCUGA